AUGGAUACGCAAGACAAUAUGUGGCCACCUGUGUAUUACGCUUUACCUGAGCAUCAAAUAAGUUUCGAAGGGUUUUUAAUUAACCUUCGAGCAUUUGUAGGCGCCAUCGAUUGGACUGAACCGUGGCUUCCUAUAAAUACUAUUGCAAAUCUUUAUUGGAAUUACUUUGCAAAACAGAACUAUUUUGACCAAAAUGGGUUGUUUAUAGCCGUCAUAUUUGCCUUGCCUGCGCUGUGUAAUAUAAUUCUUGGAAUCUGCCUGAUAUUAAUAGAAGUACUCAACCUUCUGAAACGCGUAAAAGUUGCUCAACUUAAACGAAAACGUGCACAGGUUCAGCUUAUUCAGUCAGAGGAAGAUAAAGAACAGCUUGAGCAACCGUCGCCUGCUCAAUCGAAGAAGGAUCAGUAA
Molecule: messenger RNA, 408 nt
Organism: Paraglomus occultum
Lineage: Eukaryota; Fungi; Glomeromycota; Glomeromycetes; Paraglomerales; Paraglomeraceae
Source: the annotation of a GenBank genome assembly